AUGCAGCUGAAGCUGACUUUGACCAUUCCAUGGGCCAAAAGGGCCAAUGACAUCGACCUGCAUCUGGCUUGUGACGUGCCUGGCACCGUGCUUCUCGCCGUGCCCAAAUGCCAAGUGGAGCAACUGGAAGUUCCAGAAGUUCCAGUGCGCGUGGUGGCGGGACUCGGUGACUUUGAGCUGGGCGUAAAGGAGACUGGGCUCCAGGUGCAGAUCACUUACAAGGCGUCCACCUCUGGGGCUCGCUUCCAUCGGCACAGCAGAUCCUUGGAAGUCUCCAUGGAGAUGGAGGAGGAGCAAGGCACAACACCAUCGCGGCUUUGCGACGUGCUACUUCCAAUGGCGGCUCCUGAGGGUCAUCUGCAACUGCAGGCCUUACCUUUUGGUCUCCCCGGUGCCGUUGGAUCCCAUCUCUGGCCCAGCGCCCAGCUGCUGGCGGCGCAGCUCCGUCGGCGCUACGCCUUCGCGCCGAAGCCGGCGCCGUCGGCGCCGUCGGCGCUGGAGCUGGGCAGCGGCUGCGGGGUGGCAGGAUUGGUGGCGGCAGCACAUGGGGUGCAGGUGACAUUCUCUGACUGCGAUCCUCGGGUCCUUCCACUACUACGUGCCAACUGUUGUGACUUCUCGAGGCGAACUGGGGGGCCAGACUUGAAGGUGAUCAAAUUCGACUUUGCCAGUGAACAGGACUCAAAGGAUUUGGUCCUUGCAGACGGGCCGUUCGACCUUCUGUUGGCCUCCGACGUUCUGUACGAACAUCACCUGGUGUCCAAGUUCUUUCGCAGCGCGAAGAUGUUGACCACAGCUGCAGCCGAGGUGCUGCUGGCUGUGGAGCUACGGCCCUGUGGUGUGGAUCUCUCUGAGGCCAUCGUUUCGGAAGCCAAGAAAUGUGGCUUUGAGGCCGUGGAUGUGACAAGAAAACUGAAGAUGUGGGUCACACCCAUGCCUCCGGAGUUGAAGAUACCACCUUUGGAGGAGAGACAUCGGAUUUUUGUGGCCACGAAACAGUCAGCUGAUGGUCUGCCUCAGCCUGUGGAGCCUGUGCCAGUUGCGAAGAGGAAGUCUCAUCAGCCAUGGAAGGACCUCGGGGAGAAGGAAUGGUAUCAACGAUCCCUGCACUUUUGGUCCAAGCAGGAUGCCACUGACGCGGGUGUUUUGGAUGGUCAUUUGGAGACCUCUCCGCUGGACCUGAAAGAAUCCGCCGACUUCUUAGAGGUUAUCCGCCAGAACUUUCGGCAUGGCCUCUUUGCGACAGCCUUGGACUGCGGUGCAGGUGUGGGUCGCAUCACCGAAGGGUUGCUGCUGCGGCAGGUGACAGAUGCAGUGGAUCUACUGGAGCCCUGCGGACACCUCCUGCAGGAAGCUCGAGAGCGCCUGGUGCAAUCCAAAGCGCGGCAUUUCUUGGAGCUGUCCUUGCAGGACGUGACAGAACUGCCAGAUCAGUAUGAUCUCAUUUGGGUCCAGUGGGUGCUGCUGUACUUGACCGAUGCUGACUUGUUGGCUGUGUUGGAGAGGCUUCGAGGUGCCCUGAGGCCCAAUGGCGUGCUGAUCAUCAAGGAGAAUUGCCUGUUGAAAAGCAACACCUCAGGGUGGGUGGAUGAUCGAGAUAGCUCGUUGUGCCGCUCUGACGCCGCCUUGCAGCAACUCUUCGCGGAAGCCGGGUUGCAGCUGCUGGCACAAAAGGCGCAGCAAGACUGGCCGCAGACGAUGCUUCCCGUGUCCUGCGGGGAGAAGUGGGUGGGAGACGGCAGACAACAAAAUUGUCACCAUGUUCUCGUUUGCUCGUCACAACAAGAUGAUAACACAGCAACAGCAAAAUGUUAUAUUGCCUAUCCGUCUCUCUGUCCGACUGUCUGUCUCCGUCCAAGUUAUCCAGUGGGGAUCUUGAAGUGUUCACAACAUGGUAUAGCCGCAAAAUGCUGUGCCCUGGCUACAAACAAGGUGAUGAUGUACGCCUUGCGGUGA
Messenger RNA from Cladocopium goreaui, 1956 nucleotides. Lineage: Eukaryota; Dinophyceae; Suessiales; Symbiodiniaceae. The record is from the annotation of a GenBank genome assembly.